GGACAUAUUGCUACCUUCAAUCCGAUCACUUCAGAGCUUAUUAUAUGACCUGGAGGAAGAUAUGAUCUUUUGAAAUGGGGAUAACGUUAUGAAAUCUUCCAGAGGAUCUCAGACAAACCUGGAUAUGAAUUUAGACUCCUCUGUCAGAGUGAAGAAAUCAAUUUCACAUCGCACGAAAGUCCUCCACUUGCUCCUUCUACUCAUAGGUUUCAGUCCUUUUAGUGUGACGACCACGACACAGCCUAAAGAGACAAGCACUCAGACUUUAGUGGACUACUUUGUGGAAAUCACUGUUGAUUCGACCGGGUCUCUGAAAAAUGAAUCAGAAAUUGGUUCAUGGCUCCAGGAUGUUUUCCAAAACCCUCUGGGGAGCUGUGCAUCUUCACACAAUGAAAACACAACAACCUCACCUCCUCAGUUGCAAACUACAUCAUCAAGCAAUCCAACUACUGCGGCUACGACCAAUAGCGACAAUGCGACCGCGCACAGCAACGCCACACCUGCAACAAUAACCACGAUAGAAAAUUCUCCUGAAGCCACAAGCACACUGCAAAACAGCACAACUUCCACUACAACGGCAUUACAAUACAGCACUACAUCCACAAGUAAUUCAAUUACUGCGGCGACGACAAAUAGCAACAUCGCGACCACGCACAGCAGCACAAUUCCAACAACUACAAUAGAAAAUAUUUCUGAAACCACCAACACACUGCAAAACAACACAACUUCUACUAUAACUGCAUCACAAAACAGCACUACAGAAGCUAUAACCACUUUAAUAAACAAUGCAACUAUAAAUACAGCCACAUUAGAAAACCCUAUCCCUAUUACAGCCACUCAUACGUUACAAAACAAAACUACAAUAGCAACAGUAUUACAAAACUCAGACACUAUAACUUUUACCACUAGUCGAACAAAGGAUGCUGACAGCAGCACAACAAGCAAAAACACGGAAGAAAAUAGUCUCAACAUCAAUAAUGCAGGUGUUAUGCGAGUAACCAGGGAAUUAAGUGACCUGUUGCAGGGACUUGAAUUUUGCUGUCAAGAGAAGACUUUAAAAAGAAAAACAAAAUGCUGGGCGCUCCUGAGGCUGAGGCGGAAUUUGUCACCAUGUUGUAUCCUGCAAACAAUCUGUGCAGCUAGUCAAAAUUCCUCUGACAUCCAAGCAGUGGGAAAUCGAGCCAAUCGAUUGAGUGAGCAAAGUAAUAAAUGCAGCAGUGCUCAUUUGGAGGAAGACAUAUGUAUUUAUACACAAAAUUCAGAUCAUUCAAAGUGCGAAGAUUCGGCGUUUGUAGCGCCUCAAUGUGGUUCAAACAAAAAAGAAAAAUGCAGCUGUGGGUCCUCCUGCAAUGGGAGUGACGCCUAUUACACUUUUGAAAUUACAAUUAAGGACCCCAAAAUGGACCGCUUUUAUCCUCUGAUUUUGAUAUCUCAGCUAAAUCAGAGCUGCCCUUCAACAAGAACUCCAUGCUCAUGGUCCGUCAUUGCUUCUAAAUACAAGAAUGCCAGUUUGGACUGUGGUCAAGCAGGAGCAAUCCCUCAAAGUUGCAGAGGCAUUUUACAGUUGGCUGAAGAGGUUCCCAUCUGUAAUGUGAGCACAGCCAUUACAACCCUGUUUCAGUCGGAGGCGAAUAUAACGUUUGAUGGGAGAAUGACCAGAGCAGCUAUCUGUGGCCAUCCAAAUGUUAGUAGCGACAAUUUUCUGGGUUCUAAGCUGACAUGGGUUAACAGUACACUCCAGCAGGCAGAGUUUUGCAAAGCACAGAAAGACUUCUCCCCUCCACUCUCUACUCAAAUCUGUCCAUUAGGGCAAAACCUGGUGGUGCAACUGAACGAGCAGUGCAUUGCUACGGUUUCCACCACGGACAGCCCGAACGUGACCAGCUUCCAGCCGAACACCACUUCUAGUGAUACGUCUCCAUCGCUGCCGUCAUCAACUCCGGACGUCACUACCGUCUCACCAGAUGAGGAAAGCCAAGCCAACGCUCUUCUUGAGCUGAGCGCCAACAUCUCCUCACUUAACUCCAGUCAAUUGGAGCAGCUCGUAUCUCAGCUGGAGGAUCUGUUGUCGGGCCCCAACAUCAGCCUCGCUUUGGCCAACACGUCCAUCCACAUAGUCAGCAACCUGCUAGGUGCCUCGGCUGAGACGCUGGCUAGCUCCUCUAACAGAAUCAUAAGGAUUGUCGAUACAGUGGGACUGAAAUUAGUCUUUGAAGAAACAGAGACUAUCUUGUCACCAGCUUUGGCACUUUCUGUCAAAGCAGUGGAUACUAGUAAUCCUCAACAAAUUCUCUUCUCUGUAUCAGACCCCAGCAAUGUACAGGUCAGAGGCAAUCCCAGGUUCUCAAGAGGUGUGAAGAACGAUGAAAUCAUCCCUCAGGGGUCCAUCUUGCUUCCUGCCUCACUUACCCAAAAUCUCACCUCAGAAGAGCUACAAAUCGCCUCCAGAGUUCACUUCAACUAUUACCAGAAGAGCACUGUAUUUCAGGACAGAUCGUUAGGAACGCGUCGACUUAAUAGCGGCAUCCUGGGAGCAAGUUUGGCAAACUUGACAGUCACAGGACUCCAGGAUGAAGUCACGAUUCGCCUCAGGAACCUCCAGCCUAUUCCUGCUAAUUAUGUGGUUUCCUGCGUCUUCUGGGACUUUGCAUUAAAUGACAGAUCAGGUGGCUGGAACACAAACGGCUGUUAUGUCCAGAACAGCACAGACAACGUGACAGUUUGUGGCUGCAACCAUCUCACCAGCUUUUCUAUACUGUUGGACCUCGCCAGGGAGCCUAUAACCAGUCGAGUGCAGGCCACCGUUUUGACCUUCAUCACAUAUAUUGGCUGUGGGAUCUCUGCCAUUUUCCUAGUAUUAACGCUCCUCACAUACUUGGCCUUUGGCAAACUGCGCAAAGACGUACCAUCUAAAAUCCUGAUCCAGCUAUGCGUGGCUCUCCUGUUGCUCAACCUGGUCUUUCUAGUGGACGCCUGGCUGGCGCUGUUUCCAGACGCCGUGGGUCUCUGCAUCUCCACUGCCUGGUUUCUCCACUACUUCCUCCUGGCCACCUUUACCUGGAUGGGCCUGGAGGCGGUGCACAUGUACCUGGCCAUCGUCAAGGUGUUAAACUCGUACGUCCCAUGGUACAUGCUCAGGUUCUCGCUGGCGGGCUGGGGCGUGCCCUUGAUCGUGGUCAUUAUCGUCAUCGCCGUGGACAAGGACAACUAUGGUGUGGUGUCCUACGGGAGGUUUUCUGACGGCGCGACGGACGACUUCUGCUGGCUGAAAAACGACAUCGCCUUCUACGUGGCUGUGGUGGCCUACUUCUGCCUCAUCUUUCUGUUCAAUUUCAUCAUGUUUGUUGUGGUGCUGGUCCAGUUGCAUAAGAUCAAACGGCAGAACCCACACAACUCGAAGCACCGCACCGCAGGAAAGGACGUGCGCAGCGUGGUGGGCCUAACCAUUCUGCUGGGCCUCACUUGGGGUUUCGCCUUUUUCGCCUGGGGACCCGCCAACCUGCCGUUCAUGUACCUCUUUGCCAUCUUUAACUCAUUCCAAGGUUUCUUCAUAUUUGUGUUCCACUGUGCGGUGAAGGAUGCCGUGAGGAGGCAAUGGCGGACAUACCUCUGCUUCGGGAAAUUUAGACUGGCUGAGAAUUCAGAAUGGAGUCGCGCGGCACCACAGAAGAGGCCAAAAAAAGCACUUUCGUCACGUCCGUCCCCAGAGUCGUCGCAGUCUAUCCUCACUCAGAACUUGGAGCUGACUCAGGGCAUAGGAAAUCUAUUUGAAGACAGAAUAAUCACUGGUGACGAAGACCCUAACAUAGAUGUCGUCAUCAACGAACUCAACAGAGAGCACAGAAGCCGUCAGAGAACAUCACACAGUUCACACUCUAAUACUUAGUAAAUGACUAGUAUUUUGUACAUUUUAUAGCAUUUUCAAUGGACACUGAAAUUUCCUCCAUUGUUUACUUGUCAGAAUCUCUUAAAAUGUUCUCUUUGCGAAUGUAAAGCAUGUGAAUUUAUGAAACAACUACCAAACCUCUGAGGCAUCAUGAAUGUUGGGAGUAGACUUUUCACUGUAAAAUAUUGAGAUUUAGCAAGUUAUAUUUUGUUUAUUCAUGAACAGAGAGUUCAGCGGUAAAAUAUGUUACAUUGAAAAUUGUCUAUGUUCCAGUGUUGUUUUUGGCAGGCUUUUAAUUUUUGUCUUAGUCUUUUUGACGAAAAUACUUAUUACUAUUAGUCAUAUUGUAGUCAUUUUUAAAUGUGUUCGUCUUUGUUUCAUUUUACUCAACGAAAACUCAAAUUUUGUGCAGUUUUAGUCGACAAUUGCUCAAAAAGUUUUAGUCCAUGAAUAAAUACAUUUUUCCAAUAAUUUUGAAUGGAGUCGGCAGGGACACCACCAUCUUUGUGAUGAUAAUACACACUAAGAAGGAAAACAGUACAACAUUUUCAAACUCAUCUGGACGCCACAAACUAAAUGUAAAAACUUUUCCGAUAGUUUAAGACGACACUCACGACGCUAAUGCUAACUCUACAAGUUACAUUUAGUGUGUUAUCAUCAGUGUUGUUAAUUAAUAACUGCGUUAGAGUCAGGGGUCGCGUUAACCGAAUAUUUUCCGUCGUUGACCGGUUUUUUAAAAACGGUGACGGAAAAAACUGAAGUCCGUCCGUCAUUUUGACAGGUUGCAAGUUACACCCCAGACCACAGGGUGGCGAGUGAGCAUAUUAAUUAGCUAUUGUCUCUCUUAAUGCAUGACGUCGUUGGCUAUUCAGUCAGACUAUUGUAGCGUCAUCGGGGUCUGGCAGCGGCACCGUGAUUGACACAUCAACGCGAGGUUCUUAUUGGUGCACCCGGUGUGCCAGCGCGUCAUCCAAUUGGUGGACUAGAUUGCCGCCUGUGUAUAGACCCCAAUCACAUAACGUCACAACUCAGCCCCCCCGGACUGGAGCCGCCAUUUGUCCGUCAGCUCGUCAUGUUUACACAUUACCGCUACGUACAUGCCUCCUAUUACGGCGUGUUUUUCUGCUCGUUAACAUUAAUAAUCAAAAUGGUGAAGGCGUGUGUGGCGGUUGGUUGCAGUAACAGAGAAGAUAGACGGAGAGACUUGAAGUUCUACCGUAUUCUGAGAGACCCGAAGAGGAGAGCGAGAUGGACUGCUGUAAUUCGACAAGAAAUCUGGGCACCAAACGAUCACCACAGACUAUGUAGUAGUCAUUUUAUAUCUGGUAAGAUGCAUUUAAUAUAUAUUUAGAAGAUUUUGGGCUGACAACCACAAUUGAGAUCAUUGUGUGACGUUGGUGAUUGGGGUCUAUAUAGUUGCCUCUUU
Corythoichthys intestinalis (scribbled pipefish) is the source of this 5312-nucleotide messenger RNA. RefSeq names its product adhesion G-protein coupled receptor G2. The transcript has 29 exons. Gene Ontology annotation, biological process: adenylate cyclase-activating G protein-coupled receptor signaling pathway; cell surface receptor signaling pathway. NCBI's taxonomy places the organism in Eukaryota, Metazoa, Chordata, Actinopteri, Syngnathiformes, Syngnathidae. The coding region runs from base 89 to 3886 and encodes 1265 amino acids. Gene Ontology annotation, molecular function: G protein-coupled receptor activity. Gene Ontology annotation, cellular component: plasma membrane. The record is from RefSeq and is a predicted model, not a curated record.